This is a messenger RNA of Schizosaccharomyces japonicus yFS275, 3631 nucleotides long. RefSeq names its product RNA polymerase I transcription factor subunit Rrn11. Lineage: Eukaryota; Fungi; Ascomycota; Schizosaccharomycetes; Schizosaccharomycetales; Schizosaccharomycetaceae. The record is from RefSeq and is a predicted model, not a curated record. Gene Ontology annotation, cellular component: RNA polymerase I transcription regulator complex. The coding region runs from base 525 to 1148 and encodes 207 amino acids. The transcript is spliced from 2 exons. Gene Ontology annotation, biological process: RNA polymerase I preinitiation complex assembly; transcription initiation at RNA polymerase I promoter. Gene Ontology annotation, molecular function: RNA polymerase I general transcription initiation factor activity; RNA polymerase I core promoter sequence-specific DNA binding.
UUUUCAUUCAAGGUAUCAUCACGAAAGAAAUUAUCUUUUAAACACAGUCAAUUAGAGCACAAUUUCUGCUUGAUUAAUGUAGCAGAAAACUCCUUGGAAAUUUAUUUCUUUUCUCUUUAUGAUUACACACAUCAAUAACUUUGCGUCUUCUUGUUUCAUCCUUUUUAUUUGAUCUUCGUAGAUUUCACUCUGAACGGGGUUUUCCUUCAUCACCUAUUUAUCUCUUUCUCAUUACAAACCUUUCAAAUAUUUAUUAAGAAAAGGAACAUCUAAAUUACCAAAAAAAAGAAAGAAAGAGAGUACAUCUUUUAUCAAAGAUAGAAGAAGAAGAAAACAAAAAAAAAAGAACCAAGAAAGAGCUAGGGAGUGCGGGUGUGUGAGAGAUUUGGAAACGCUUACUGGAAAGCUUUAUCCUCGUUUGGAGACAUACUGUAGUAAGGUUACAUCGGCAGUUAGAUCACGUUUUGUCAAUAACGGUUCAUUCGUUCGUCCGUCAGUCUUUUUUUGUUUUUACUUUUAUCAUCAUGUUUUCUCCAGUGACCAAACGAAAAGUGCAAACGGGGUUCAAACGGCUUGAAUCUGUGCAAAAAGAACUUCCAGCAUUGCCGGCGCCUCCAAAGUCAUUACGGUUGCAACACAUUGAGAACCUAAGAACGCUGCUUCAUUUGUGUUUGUUGCGAGCAGACUAUCCUCGGGCAUUCAGAGCAUUUUCACUGCUUCUGCGGUGUCGCUCCGUGGACAUUCGUCUUUUGUGGAAAAUUGGUUUAGAGCUGUUAAAUGAAUUGGAGCCAAGUAAGGCAAGGGAGUACUUACAACGUCUAAUUGCAAGAUUUCCUGCCAUCCCUGGACGGCAUAAAACAAGCAUUGAUGCUCACAGCUUUUUUCCUGCGCUUGUACUGCUCCAGAUUAAGAUGGGAGAGUACGGACAGGCCAUCUCGUCACUUGACGAGUACUUGCUCUCAGCUCCGUUUAACGAAAAUCAACCGCUGUACGUAUACUCGGCUAUGCUCUCUCUAGAAAUGGCAAACCGAGAGGAAAAUCAUUAUGAAAGGGGUCGUUGGUUGGAGAAGGCUAGGCAACAGUUUGCCAAAGCCGAUGAAAUGCGUUUGUUAGAAACACCCAACGCCUUUACAGACAUGAUAGGAUGAACAGUUUAUAUGUAAAAAAAAGAGAUAAAUGCGCGAAACGGGACACAAGGGGAUGGAUGGAAGGAUGUGAAAAAAAUGGGAAUGGACAAAAAACAAUCGGAAACCAAAAGGUAGGGAAAAAACAGGAGCAAGUUGGUUCUGGGUCCUCUCUCUCUCUCUCUGAGACCCUUCACCAUCACUGUGUCUUCACAGAAUUAGGAUUUAUCGGCCCGAGAGACAUUAAGUCCAAAAUAUCAAGUACUUUUUGUUGACGCCGUUCUUGUAGCGCCCGAAGCUUUUCUAUCAACCCAGCACGGAUAGGGUCUUCUGCGUGAUACGGCAAAGAGAACGAGGCACCACUCGUCUCAUCCAACGGUCUCUCAAUUGCAUCUGACAUUGUUUCCGUUGCUGAUGACUUGAGGGUUCUUAUGCGAACUUGUUGAGAGUGUUCCAUCAGCUCGUGUGCGGCACGCAAUUUUUGCAUAAAGUAUAUGCAUGCUUCCUUUAAAACCUUUUUCUGCUUGUCCAGAGGAACAUCAAACAUUACGGAAUGCUCGUUGAGUAGUCGUUGGCAAGACUCAAUUUCACGAAGCGUUUGUUCAAAUACAUCUGCCGCGCGAACGUACUCCUGCUGUCGCUCCUUCAGUAAUUCAGCAUAACUUUCUGAUAGAGUUGUCAAACGGCUCAAAACAUCGGGCAAAGCCUUGUUCAUAAUGUUCGAAGCAGCAACAGAUCGGCACCGCUCAGUUCGUGGUACUUCUGUGCUUGCUAUCAGAGGGGCGGAUUUUUCACUGAACGAAUCGGAGGAAAUAGCGAGAGGAUUGGACGAGGAGGUGUAUGAAGCAGACGUAGUCAAAUCAGCCGUUGGCACAUUUAAAAUAUCAUCCGGAAGGUAGUCGCUUGGAUACCGACCCUCUUUAUUAGGAAUAUUGGCCGAGGCAUACAGCAUAAGCAACAGUCGAGCACAUUUUUUUGCUCCAUUGCGUGCGCAGAUGAGUAAAGCAGUGUCCCCACGUUCAUCUUGGAUGUUCAGAACGCCAGCGACGACGUUGACUGGCUGUGUGGUAGACAGAAGCUGAAGCAGCGUAUCCAUAUAAUAACUAGCCGCUUCCAUCUUUGACUUGGACGAGGCCAACAGUGCGAUGUGAUGAAACACGGUUUGAUUGAAACAGUCAGUCAUACAAAUGGCAGACUGUAGUAAAUCGGCAACCACUUCAAACGUUUGUAGAUCAUAGUUCAUGGUGAACAUGACGCACCGCAUGAGCGCUGUUUGCUGUAGCGCAUUCACUGCGACAAUGUUUGCGUCUGCUUCAAUCAAAGCAUGCAGCAUUUCCAGAUUUCCCAUCGCAGCUGCCCAGUGUAGAGCCGUAUGGCCGUCAUCGUCAAUGCUUGCGUUAACAUUCCAGUCACGGGGAUUCCGAAACACAAACUCCGGGAUUUCUGUGCUCUGAGGGAGCAGAAAAUAAUCCAACAACGCAUCGCUGUACGCAUUUCCCGACUCGUAAGUCGUCUGUUCGUCAGCACUCGAUGCACUCUUGUCGUCGGGAUACAGCUGAACAGACUCGCCGCCAUAACUCGCUGUACCGUUCUGGUCCACCGAAUUCGUACGGGAGAACGAAGAUUGUUUCGACAACUUGGACGGGGUAGGCGACGACAUGGGCAAGACGCUGUCGAAUCCGUACAUCUUCGCACUCAUGCCAUGAGAAAAGGAGCCCGACUCUCUCAGAGUCCGAGUAGGAGCUUUGUAAGAUGAAUAUGGGUCUUCUUCGCCCUCACACUCGAUCAACGGCAGCAGCAAAGCAUGCACCUGGAACUCCAUCGCCAGUUCUACACCUCGUUGUAGCGGCACCCAUGUUCCUUGAUACUUGCCGUAUCCGCCCUGGACUUUUUCGUGAAUACCACGCUGGGCAAACUUUUCCAGAACUCUUGUUCGUUUUGGCUUGUCAAGCUCGGCAACCUUCAGAAUCUGUGUAGCGUUCAGCCAACCGUCGCGACAACGUUUCAUAACGGCCACUCCAUUAACAAUACAUUCGAAAACCGCAACACCCGAAUACGCUGUUUUGUACACUUUUAUCGUACUCAUUGUGCAGUAACCACAGCACAAGACAGGUUGAGUCUAUCUGAAAUUUGCAAUUUUGCAAACUUACAAACAGAACAGCAACUUUUUUUAGUUUUUGGAUCAGCACAUUAAACGAAAAUACGUUAUAACGCGUUUCGACCAAAACUACGAGUUUUUCCGAGUAACUAAACAAUGUCCCAGGACUCUGAAAAUGUAAGAGCAACCGUCAACAAGUCAAUUGCUCGUCCGACUAGAUAAAUGGUUCUGGCUGGAGUAGUACUCAAAGCUUUUUUGCUGCGUCUUCGUAUCAGAAACUGGAGGCGACUUUGUACACCGUCGCUAGUGUGGAAAGCUGUACGUGUGGCCUUCGUUGGCCUUCGUUUACAUUUUUGGUGGUGAAUUUUAGUAGAGGAAGACGAUCUCCUGGGGAAAUCGCGGGGGUGGG